This is a messenger RNA of Schizosaccharomyces osmophilus, 2067 nucleotides long. RefSeq names its product gamma tubulin complex GCP5 subunit Mod21 (gene mod21). Lineage: Eukaryota; Fungi; Ascomycota; Schizosaccharomycetes; Schizosaccharomycetales; Schizosaccharomycetaceae. The coding region runs from base 1 to 2067 and encodes 688 amino acids. The transcript is spliced from 2 exons. The record is from RefSeq and is a predicted model, not a curated record.
AUGGUUACCAAGAAGAAUAUUGAUACUUUGGAAUCUCUUUGGAAAAACUUAAAAAACACAAAAGAUGCACCUGAUCAAAAAUGGCUUAAGAGAUGCCAAGAAAUUAUUCAUACUACGCCGAGUCGUACUUUGGUGUUUAGUGAAGUGAUGGAAAGACUUUAUAGGGUUUCCGAGAAAAUGUCCAUCCUGGGCCGUGAGGAUUUGGAAGUACCUCUCCUCGAUGCAUGCGAACUUCUCGAGCGACAGACUACUAGCCUGAAGGAAGAAUUUCUACAUUCUCAGUAUUUGGCGGUGUUACUAGAGCUUUCAAGAAAUCCUUUAGAAAUUCGUAAUGUAGGAUCCCGAAACAAAAUAGAAGACUUGCAUGCCGAAACUGAGUCGCGUUCUUUGAAUGAAGAGCUAUCUUCACUCGGUGGAGACCAUUGGGAAGAACAAGAUUGGAUGGAAAUAACCAGUGAAGAAGAAGAAGACAAAGACGAAUAUAUUGAUGAUUUAACAAUAGGCGAGACCCACUGCUCUACGUCAACUACAGACGAAAAACAAAUGGUAGACAGUGUUCAAGAAGAUGAUCCCCAUAUAUGGAAGCUUCAACCCUCAAGUGAUUCCGCUAUACCCUAUGUUAGGAAAGAAGCCAUUGCGAGUUUUAGGAAGGUGAAACCAUUCAUGUUUUUUGAUGGGAGUAGCGCUUUAGAGGAAAAGAAUAUCUCAGAAAGAUGGUUUGUGAAGGAUGUUAUUUACAUGCUGUUUGGUCUCCCUAGUUUUUUCUUUCUAACUCAUGAUGAUGGAACUGUAAAGGUUAGGCGUCAGAUACUUCCGAAAGUGAACAUACUUACUCAUGAAUCAAUGUACAGUAUACUGGAUAAUUUUGCAAGCCAUGGUUCUUGUUUGAACAACUUUCGAAAUCUCCUAAAAGAUGUAACAGAGAAGAAUGUGGGUCAUUUGAAUUUACAUAACACAUCUGAGAUUGUUAGGAAAGAGCUUGUUUUUCCCUAUUUAAAGGAACCCUUAGAAAAUUGUUUAAAAGGAUUGCAAAAACAGUUGCACAAGUUGGAGUUUGAGAUAUACUAUAUAUCGACAAAGUCGACUCUAUUCCAAGCGUAUAUGGAUUUAUCCCCUAUCAUUUUUUGUUUGAAAAACUAUUUACAGAUUUUAAACACUUCAAACACCGUUUGGGAUGUAGUGGAGAAACUUGACAUUUUGAAGCAACAGAAACAUGAGAAGGAUACUUAUAAUUAUUUAUUUAAAUCCUCAUGCACAGCGGUUAUACGAUGGUUAUAUCAGUUUGCAAAUCAUCUGCAUCUUGAGAAGAUCCCCCAAUAUGCGAAGCCAAUUGUUUCGUUAAUGAUGAAGCAGCCGAAUCUUGAGGAAGGUCACGAGGAAACACUGCAAGAAUUAGAAAGCUCUUUCAUUUAUGAAAAUGCGUUUUCUUUUGCAGAAGUAUUACUACAAUUGGAAGUAUGUUUUCAAGCAAAAAAAUCGAAUCUCCCAUUCUGGGGAAUUGAAAGAAUGGCCUCACAGGAACGUACUCCCCUCUCAGGGCUGAAUGCUUUAAUUCAAAGAUUUGAGUCUGCCAAAUGUUCGUUACUUCUCAAGCAACAAGGGAAAAUGGCAUAUGGUCAUUACGUGUUCAUUCAAACAUGUCUAAAUUAUUGUAUGUUUUUGCAUAAUGAACUUCAAAUAAUGCUGUCCGAUGCAACAAACGUGAAUAGCAACUUGAGCUUUUUCGGGACAGAAAUAAAGCCAGUUCAUAACAAUCUGAGUAUGGAAGAAAUCAUAGAACAAUUCCUUCGAGAUGUGUUUACCGAAGAUGUAGUGGAAAUUUUACGGCUUGAAGUUCUAACUUGUCAACAAGAAGUGUUUGCAAAUGUUAUGGAAAAAAGGUUCUCUACAAAUUCAGGUUCAACGUUAGAAUCAAAUAAAGUGGACGAAGAAGCAGGAAAGUUCUGUGAUAUUUUUGUGAAACUAUCCAAAGUUCUAUUGCAUCCUGAUCGACCCAUUGAUCCUGGUGCUUAUUCUUGUAGAAGGCGUUUAUCAGAAUUACUCUUACUGAUUAUCCCCGAAGUUUAA